Molecule: messenger RNA, 745 nt
Organism: Aspergillus sclerotioniger CBS 115572
Lineage: Eukaryota; Fungi; Ascomycota; Eurotiomycetes; Eurotiales; Aspergillaceae
Exons: 2
Coding region: 238-711 (157 amino acids)
Source: RefSeq, a predicted model, not a curated record
CAUCUUGUCUUAGUCGGCCCGACGGAUUCUGGCCUUUGGGCCGAAAACAACGAGGCUAGUGAGACGCCGUUAAGCAUAAUUGACUGGGUUAAUAUCGGAGCUGACUGCAGUUUUCGGGAGUAGUAGGAGAUUGAUAGGAUAUGGAUCAUUGAUUUGAUCACGGUUCUGCUGCAUGUGAGUUCAAAAUCAUUAUGGAGUACUCCGUAGUAUGAUGAAUGAUGUGGUGGGCUGGAUGAGAUGACGCAGUGCAAGAGGGGAGUUGGAUAUGUAAUUCCCCGACCUGGAGUAACCCCGCGGGCAACAUGCAGGGACAUCACCCCAGAUACCCUGUUUUCCCAUCCUCGCCCCUGUUGGAUCACGACACCACAUCUGGCCACGUUUUGGAGUGAGCGGAUAUUCCACACCAUCUGCUUCGUCAUCAAGCGGUUCCCUGGAAUGUUCGACCACUAUCUGGCCGCAUCGCUACCGUUCUUCGAGCGGGAAGGGUGUGGGAGGUGUGGCGCUGUGGCUUUGACAGGUCACCUGGCGGGAAGAGCUUCCAGAAGGCGGAGCAAACAUGAUCCGGCCGCCGAGCUAGGAAGGUUCCACGGGGGUACACGGGGUGCCGCCGGAGAUGACGGGGUCUCGCAACGUCAUCCAGCAGCAUUAGCCGACCACGUGUGGCGACCAACCCUACUGUGUAACCCCGGGGAUGACCUCUUUGCCGGAUGAACCUCGGUCGCUGAUCGGGCGGUCAGCGUGGGAG